GCUAUAAAUUCUCAAGGCUGUUAUUCUUCGAUGGACUCUUUCUACCUUGAUUCAGAAUAGAUUGCUUUCCAUGGACUUCACCAUCACUACUAUGCUCUUCUUGAUCCUCUUCAGCUGCCUUGCCCAUGCAGAAGACAAGAACUAUAACUCUAUCCUCACAGUGCCAAAUGGAGGACCAUGGGGCACUUGGGGGGCGAUCCAAUUUUGUCCAUGGGGAUAUGCUCAUGGCUUCUCACUGAAGGUAGAGCCAGGUCAAGGUCGUGGUGAUGACACAGCCCUCAACGGAAUCCGCCUGCACUGCACGGAUGGUUCAGUUAUUGAGUCUUCAGUUGGACCGUGGGGAUCCUGGACAGGGAUUCAGUAUUGCCCCCGUGGCAAUCUAGUCUCUUUCUCUCUGAGGGUGGAAAAACCUCAGGGCAAAGGUGACGAUACUGCAGCCAACAACAUCCAGUUCACCUGCCAAGAUGGAACUGGGCUGAUGGGCCAUGGACUCUCCUGGGGUAAUUUUGGUCCAUGGAGCAGUCGCUGCUACACUGGAUUCAUUAGUGGCAUUCAGACAAGGGUGGAGUCUCCCCAAGGCAAGGGCGAUGACACAGCCCUCAAUGAUGUGAAGUUCUUUUGCAGCGGCUGAACCACAAGUACCUCCCUGUAUCUCUGCUGCUUUUCAGCAGUCGUGAAUGUUAACCACAAUUAA
This is a messenger RNA of Podarcis muralis (Common wall lizard), 694 nucleotides long. Its product is annotated as vitelline membrane outer layer protein 1-like. The record is from RefSeq and is a predicted model, not a curated record. Lineage: Eukaryota; Metazoa; Chordata; Lepidosauria; Squamata; Lacertidae.